Messenger RNA from Achroia grisella, 1751 nucleotides. RefSeq names its product proton-coupled amino acid transporter 2-like. NCBI's taxonomy places the organism in Eukaryota, Metazoa, Arthropoda, Insecta, Lepidoptera, Pyralidae. The record is from RefSeq and is a predicted model, not a curated record. The coding region runs from base 96 to 1751 and encodes 551 amino acids. The transcript is spliced from 9 exons.
UACAUAUAUACGUAUAAGGACAAAAGAUGAAAUGUAUAAAUAUUGCUUCUAUAUAAUGUCAGAUUCUCCAAUCAAAAAUAUAAUUUGACACCAUAAUGAAGCUUCCAUGGAUAUCAGGAGUCAUACAGAGCUUGACCGUGUCCAACAAACCAACAUCUCUGAUCUCCCAUCAUGAGGACUACAGUGUGGGUCAAACUACGGGUGGUCUCAGCGUGUUCUUCACAAUACUGUGCAUAGUGGACCUUUUUGGUGUCUUCCCCGUCAUCGCAUUACCUAAAAGCGUAAUAUCUUGUGGUAUAUACGGAUUACCGCUUGUAGUGUGUGUGUUUGGACUGCAGUUGUACACUGCCGUAUUGUUAGGAAAAUGUUGGAUCCUCGCUCAGGAGAUAGCGCCUAACAUAAGCAAAAUGGAUCGACUACCAUACGCUGCAGUAGCAGAAUUAACUUUUGGUGUACCAGCAAGACGGAUAGUGACAUUUCUGAUAGACGCAGCCGUUUUUGGAGCCGGAGUUCCUAAUUUUAUUUUAGCCUCACAGAGCAUGCAGCUUUUUUGGUGGAAGAUCAGCGGAGGUGAGGUGAGCAUUACGUACUGUGUGUGGAUGCUGAUCAUAGCCCUCCUACUCUGUCCCGUCAUGUGGCUUGGCUCUCCGAAAGAUAUGAAGCCGUUGGCAAUGACAUCAGUGCUGAUUGUGACCACUGUAGCGGUGUCAAUCUGGUCAUGUAUACUUCAUGAUGAUGUCUCCCCGCCCAGUACUGGACGCUUGCUUGACUAUCAACCCAACCCUGAGGAAUUUUUCAUCGCUUACGGGAUUAUAGCCUUUCAGUUUGAUAUCCACCCACUUUUACUGACGAUUCAAGUUGAUAUGAAGGAUGGUAGGAAGAUCAACACAGCCGUUAUGGGAGGGUUUGCAAUAACCAUCACAAUGUUCACCGUUACCACGGCUCUGGCUGCCCACAGAUAUGGGAAUCAUGUUACCAGCAAUAUAUUGCAAGGUAUGCCAUCGUCAAUAACUUUAUACGUGGUGGCGCUGCUGGUCACCAUACAGCUGUGCCUCUCCAGUGCUGUGGGAAAUUCAGCUCUUUUCCAGCAUAUUGAAGAAUUAUUGAAAAUUCCUAGAGAUUUCAGCCUACAGCGCUGUCUGCUGAGGUCAGGGAUCGUGGGUUUGGCCGUGUUCUUAGGAGAAUCAGUUCCAAGAUUCGACUUAGUGAUGGGACUAGUCGGCUCAACGCUAACAGGACCGCUGAUGUUUGUUUUUCCACCAUUAUUCUUUCUUAAACUCUGUUACAUGAAAACAAAGAUGUCCGAAAAGAAGAAGAAGGCGUCAUUAAGUUAUCAGAACCUGAAGCAAAAUGGUAUUAACAAUGAUGCGCAUGGAAUUAAACAUAAGUCAAGUUGGACAUUUAAUACAGACAUAAUCAUUAAAAACAAUGUUCAAAAUGACGCACUGAAUUACAAACAAAAUGGUGACUCCAAUGGGAAACAAAAUGGCGGACUGUCAAAUUUCGAGCCUAUUUUAGAUUCCCACACCAAAUAUAAGACAUUUAGUAAUUACACAGAAAUUGGAAGUAACAAUAAUUAUGAAUGUAAGGUGACAUGGUAUGAUGUAGUUUUUGCAUCGACCGUUAUGCUGAUCGGUGUAACGACGUCAAUAGUAGCUACUUUUUCAAAUUGGUCGGACAGUAUUAACUAUGCAACUUUUUCGCCACCAUGUUUGGUUAACGCGACGGUAGCUGCCAGGAGUUUUAUCUAA